UGUUUGUGCGCUUAAACAGUUUGAGUCCUGUCCCAAACAGAAAUGGAACUAAAAUGUAGUCACAUUACAGUAGUUGCACACUUUUCUGUUUUUGCUAUUUGAGGCCUGUUUCUGGCUAGCAGCGGAUGCCUUGUUUGAGACGGUGAACACAGGUGAUUGUUUUGAGCGGAAGAUGUCUCAGAAAGCAGCACCCAAGACUUCUUCACUCAUGGCCCUUCAUUCGGAUUCACAUAAGCAGAGCAUCCUGAGCAAGUUUGACAAGCUCAGGAAAAGGGACCUACUGUGUGACAUCACUCUUGUUGUGGAAGACGUGCACUUCAAGGCGCACAAAGCCCUGCUGGCAGCAAGCAGCGAGUACUUCUCCCUCAUGUUCACGGCAGAAGAUCAGAUGGGUCAGUCUACGUACCGGCUGGAUGGUAUGGCAGCUAAGAUGUUUGCAGCAGUGCUGGAGUUCAUCUACAGCGCCCAGGUGUCUGUGGAGGAGAGCGCCACGGAGCAGCUUCUGGCCACAGCUCGUCUUAUGGAGGUCAAAGACCUUGUCCAAGUGCUCACUGAACUCGCACGCUCUGCUGCAGCGGUUAGGGGUGAGGAGGUAAAGGCAGACAUAGAGGAGGUGCCAGAUGUGUUGAAACGCAAAAGAGGACGGCCAAAGAAAAACGUGGAUGUGACUGUAACAGAGGUGGAGGGGAGAAGCGCACCAUGCGAGGGCUUGGAGGAGGAGCGGACUGGAGACGUGGACUGUGAUAACGAUGAAGUAAUUGAGUCACAACCUAAAGACGAUGCAGAUUAUUACCCGGCAGCCCGCCAGAGCCGGCAAAGCAAACGCAAAAUCAGACCACCGGUAAAAUACAAGAGCUACAAGGUGGGCAGCGACGCAGCAGGAAGCAAAGAGCCUGGGAAGAGAGGCAGGAGAAGGAAAUACCCCAACACAGAGGCCCGAUGUGAGGACUGUGGCAAAGUGUUCAAAAGUCACCUCUUUUUAAAGCUUCACCAAAGGACUCAUACAGGAGAGAAGCCUUUUCGGUGCCUGGUUUGCGGAAAGAGUUUUACCCAGAAGCACACUCUGCUGGAUCACCAGCGCAUGCACACUGGAGUAAAGCCUUUUGUUUGUACCGUCUGCUCCAAGGCGCUCUCCACCAAACACUCCCUACAAGAGCACAUGAACCUCCAUGAAGAAGAGAAAUCCUUCAGCUGUGAUAAAUGUGAAAAGACCUUCACUCAGAAGAGGCAACUUAGAAGCCAUUACAGAGUUCAUACAGGCAAGUCGUUUCCAGAAUGUGCUCAAUGUCAUCACAAGUUCAUGGACACAGCUCAGCUGAAAAAGCACCUGAGAACUCAUACAGGCGAGAAGCCUUUCACCUGUGAGAUUUGUGGAAAGUGUUUUUCGGCCAAAAGCACACUGCAGACUCAUAUCAGAGUUCACAGAGGCGAGAAGCCAUAUGACUGCAGCAUCUGCAACAAAUCAUUCGCAGAUCCCAGUGCGAGACGACGACAUGUCGCCUCCCACUCGGGGAAGAAACCCUUCACCUGCUCCUUCUGCAGCCUUUCCUUUACCCGCCUGGACAAUCUGAAAACACACACCAAAUCCCACAACAAGGAAAGAGCUGCAACAACAGAGGCCUCGUCAGAUGCAGCGGACACCGCAGCACCACCAGAGGAGGUGCGGAACAUCCUGCAGCUGCAGCAGUACCAGCUGCCCUCCACCUCUGAACAGGAGAUCCAGCUGGUGGUGACGGGAGAUGUGGACAACAUAAACUUUGUGCCGGGUCAGGACCAGGAGAUCAGCAUCAUCACCACAGAGGGGGAGACUGCAGAGUCGGCACACUCCAGACUCACCCUCCUCACCCAGUCGUCAGGAAACGUGCAGAACGUGGCUCUGGUCACUCAGGGCGGUGGGGCGGACCAGAAUCCUCAGAUCAGUAUACUGGAGGGCCAGUCUGAACAGAUGCAUGUUAUCACUCUGAGUAAAGAGGCGAUGGAGCACCUUCAGGCCCAUCACGGUCCCCCGCAGCCCCUUCCGAUAGCACAACGGCCCGUCCAGCCGCUGGAGGUGAUGCACCAGCAGACCCAGCAGCUGGCUGCCACUCAGGAGGCCUCGCAGGGGGAAGUGAGCAGGGAGCAACACAGCCAAGCCAUUCAUAUCAGCAGCCAGAGCAGCCAACCCAUCUCCAUCAGCCAGACCAGCGAGCAGAUCUCCAGCCAUCACAUCCAGGGACAGACAUUUCAGAUCCAGGCAGGGACCGUGUCCUACCUGUACACCACUGGGCUGCCGCAGGAGAACUGAGCAGAGAACUGAAGCUGCCAAAUCCAAAGUGAUAAUGCUGCUACAUGACACAUUAAUAAUGGGGUGGAGUAAGAAUAUUUUUAAAGACAUAAGUCUUAAAGCAAAUUCUAUGUGUUAAAAUGAUCUGUUAACCAUUUUCCAAAGCAAACCAGAAUUUCUGUUUUUUUUUCUUUAGUUAGGUGUCUUCUGGGAAAACUCGGGCAUCUUUCAGAGUCAACUUCCAAAUGGCAGUACAUUUCACAAAUAUGUUCUUGCAAAAACAAACGCUGGAAGAUGAAUGCAGUAGAGCCGGACAGAUUCUGUAUUUGUGAGGCCAAUUUUUGGUUGAUAUUUAAGUGUCACAAAAAUCUGAUGUGUUAUACUGGCCAUUAUUCACCUUGUAGAUAAAUGCAUAAUAUACGCAAAUUCUUGUGAUGAGGAUCGUGGCAAAGAUAUGAACUAAGCAGAGUAUUUUACAGUUGAAGAAAGUUGCUUUGGCAUUUCUGUACUGAUACCUUCAAUGACCUCAUUUCAGUCUAGUUCGCAUAUCCAUACAUCAACCUUUUAAAAAACAUAAUGUCAAGUUGGCCACAUUUAUAUCGGGUGAUGGAGCUUUAAACUAAAUAUUGUUUUACUAUCUCAUGCAAGUUUUAGGCAUUACUUGUGCUUAUUUUCACACUGUACUGGACAUGAAUUGAAACCAUUUGCUGAGAUAAAUGCAUUCACUAUUUUUUAAUAAUUAAAGACCUGUAAUAGGAUUUAUGAAAUUGUCAGCAGUAAAACGAAAAAUAUGAAAUUUGUAGAAAUGUGUCAGUGUUUCAUCAAAUUCAUGGACUCAGUAUAGUGUUUUAUUAACAUCGAAUACAAUAUUUAAUUUCCAAUUGAUAGAUGGAAAAAAUGUCAUGUGAGACUGAAAUAUGGACCAAAGUAGUAUGAUGGUGCUACUGUGAAGGGAAGACAAACUUGUAUAUGACUGUGGUGGAGGAUGUUCUAAAACAUUCUGGAUAAUAAAAGGCCUUGUUGAAUGAAAAUAA
This is a messenger RNA of Micropterus dolomieu (smallmouth bass), 3297 nucleotides long. It is a transcript of the gene zbtb24, whose product is annotated as zinc finger and BTB domain containing 24. Gene Ontology annotation, cellular component: nucleus. NCBI's taxonomy places the organism in Eukaryota, Metazoa, Chordata, Actinopteri, Centrarchiformes, Centrarchidae. The record is from RefSeq and is a predicted model, not a curated record. Bases 173 to 2284 code for a protein of 703 amino acids. Gene Ontology annotation, molecular function: protein binding. The transcript has 7 exons.